Malassezia pachydermatis is the source of this 882-nucleotide messenger RNA. RefSeq names its product centromere protein. The coding region runs from base 1 to 882 and encodes 293 amino acids. NCBI's taxonomy places the organism in Eukaryota, Fungi, Basidiomycota, Malasseziomycetes, Malasseziales, Malasseziaceae. The transcript has a single exon. The record is from RefSeq and is a predicted model, not a curated record.
AUGAAAGUACUGCAGCUUGCGUUCCUGGUUUCGGCUGCGCUUAUUGGUGCGCAGGCUACGCCUCUGCAUCGCCAUGAGCAGGUAAAUGGUCUUGUGCAGCGUGCAGCUGGCACUUCGACCACCCCUAAGGGCACUUCGACCACUCCGAAGGGCACUUCGACCACUCCGAAGGGCACUUCGACCACUCCGAAGGGCACCUCUACCACCCCUAAGGGCACCUCUACCACCCCUAAGGGCACCUCGACCACCCCUAAGGGCACCUCGACUACCCCCGCUGGUACCUCGACUACCCCCGCUGGUACCUCGACCACCCCUAAGAGCACUUCGACCACCCCAGCUGGUACCUCGACCACUCCUAAGGGCACUUCGACCGCCCCGAAGGGCACCUCGACCACCCCAGCUGGAACCUCGACCACCGCGAAGGGCACCUCGACUACCCCCGCUGGAACCUCGACCACCCCUAAGGGCACUUCGACCACCCCGAAGGGCACUUCGACCACCCCGAAGGUCACCUCGACUACCCCUAAGAGCACUUCGACCACCCCGAAGGGCACUUCGACCACCCCAGCUGGUACCUCGACCACCCCGAAGGGCACUUCGACCACCCCGAAGGUCACCUCGACUACCCCUAAGAGCACUUCGACCACCACUAAGGGCACUUCGACUACCCCAGCUGGUACCUCGACCUCGUCGUCAAGCACUUCGUCCUCUUCGUCUAGCUCAUCGUCUCCUACUGACACCUCUACCACUGUCGUGACUACGGUGACACAGGGCACUCAGGUAACCGUCACAGCUAGCGCUGAUGGAAAUGGUAUGUCGUGUGGUAACGACGAUAUCUUUGGCUUUGGUAUUUGUAUCCAGGGUUCGGGUAACGGCAAUUAA